UUAUCAUUCAGCUGUCAAGCAGUGAACACUGAGGACUGAGAGAACCUCUGCAUUCAGUAUUCUUGUGAAAUAUAGUUGAAACUUUCGAGUGCAUUCGAAAUUGUGUUGUUUCCUGUGUGAAUUUUCGUGAAUAUUCAAGAAUAUAUAUCAUUCUUAGUUUGUCGGUGAGUGCUAAAAAUCUUAACCUCAAACCAUUUAAAGUUACUACAGCAAUGGGAGGCAGUAAAAAGAAUGAUGAAGAAAGUUUGUUAGAAGCUAUCAAAUUUUACCAAAAUGGUUUACUUCGGUACAUGGAAAGAAAUGAUGAGUUCAAAAUGUCUCAUGGUCUCAAUAAAUUAUCGUCUUAUCCUAUACGAAUGUGUCAUCUCCAGGAUACAGGUGUUGGGCGAACAGUAAAUUUACUAGUUAAAAUGGACGGCAAGGUGGGUGAACAAGCUAGGUCAUUAAUUGCUAAGUGGAAACAAAUGGUAGAAGAAGAAAAAGAAGCUCAGAAUGGAGAUUCUCAUAGUGAAGACUCACAAGGAUCUUUAGAACGGCACUCUGAUAGAGGAUCUAAGGAGCGUGAUUGCGAAUCUGAGAGAUCAUCUAGCUCCAGAAGCAGUAACAGUGAUGAAGAUCGACAUAAAAAUAAGAAAUUAGAAUCGGAAAAGGAGAAUAGAGGUUCAAAAAGACAUAGAAGUGAAUCAGAAUCCCAUAAAUCUAGCCAUGAUUCUAGAGGCAGUAAAAGACAUAAAUCUAGUCAUAAUACAAGUGAUGAACAAUCAAGACAACAUAGAUCAAAAAGUGAAAGAGGGAAUUCUCAAUCUGAAAAAUCAAAAACUUCUCGGCUUGAAGAAGAACAUUCUCCUCGGAAUGAUAAGAAACACAGUUCUCAUUAUGAAAAAGAACAUAUUUCCAAACAUGAAAAACAAAAUAGUUCUCGUUAUGAAAAAGAACAUACUUCUCGGCAUGAAAAAGAGCAUUCCUCUCGACAUGAAAAAAAGCAUUCUUCUCGACAUAGUAAAGAACAUGAAAAAAGUGAAAGGAAUGAAUCAAAAAAUGACAAAAACAAAGAAAGUAGCAAGAAAAGAGAUGAGAAUAGUCAGAAAACAAAAGAUAAAAAUAACCGAGAAGAAAAAAAUAAAUAUAAUAAAAAAGAUGAGCAAAGACAGAAAGAUAGUUCAUCCGAUAAGGAGAAAGAUAAUAGAAGUGACAAAGAAAAGGUCAAAAACAGUCACAGAGAAAAAAAUGACAGCAAAAAAGAAAGAGAUGAUAAACAUCAUAAAAAAGAAAAUGAGAAGAAUAAUAGUGAAAAAGAUAAUACAAAAGAAGUUUCUGCAAAAAGAGACAAAGAUAAAAAGAUUUCAAAUAGUCCUGGAAAUAGCAAAACGGAAAAAGUACCUAGCUCGAAACAUUAUAAAACGGAAAUAUCUUCAGAAUCUGGUACUAGUUUUGCAGAGGCAUUAGGAAUGUUGGAAAUGUCUAGAAAGGAGAAAAAGGUGCAUACCAAAGAUAAUAGUAGUUCCAAACCUUCAGAAUCAGUUCGUCAUUUUGGAGAUGUUUCAAAAAAUACGGAGCCUAAAAAGGACAGGGAGUCUGAUUCAAAAGAGAAAAAGUCUAGUUCUAAGCAUAAAAAAUCAGAAAUAUCUUUGGAAGCGGGUACUAGUUCAGGAAAGGAAAGAAAGUCUAAUGAAAAAGAAAAAAUGUCUAGUACUAGGCAUAGCAAAAAUGAAUUAUCUUCAGAAUCCGGUACCAGUUUCGAAGAAGCCUUGGGGAUGAUGGAAGUGCCUAAGAAAGAAAAAAAAUCUGUCAAGAAGAAACGUGAAGAGGAAAAAUCCAAUAUCGGCUAUGAAGAUAGUGAAAUUUGUUCGAGUUCAGGUACAACGUUUGAAGAGGCAUUGGGGAUGAUGGAAGUACCUAGAAAGAAGAAAAAGCUGACAGACCGACCUGUGGUUCGUACUCCAUCUCCAGUUGAGAAUGAAAAUAGAUCUCCAAUCUUGCCACUCCCAAGUAAACCCUUAGAAAAAAUUGAUGUGAACCUAUCUCUUUUGCCAUCUAUUACGCCAAAUUAUAAGCCUAUUAGAGUCUUAGAUUCCCUACACUCUCACAAUGAAACAGAAUUUAUGGACAACUUUAUGAAAAACAAACACCAUAGGACAAAAAUAUAUUCUGGAAAUAAAUCCAUUUAUACGAAAGUGCCAUCCUUGUUCGAUAUAUGCGUUCAACUCCUACAAGUCCACAUUGACGCAAUUGAAGGUACAGGUGGUGUACCUUAUUCCAUCCUCAAGCCGGUAUUGGAAAAAGCCACACCGUCCCAAUUACUCCGGUUAGAAUACUACAACUCGUACUUGACCGAAGAUUCUGAUGAACUGUGGAAGCUCCACUGCCAGAAAGAUUUUAGAAACAAGACAAGGCAAGAGUGCGAAACAUGGAGGGAGAUGUACAAUAGAUGUACUGAUGAAAGAGAAGCUAGGUUUUUGACAUUGACAGCAAGCAUAAAGGAAUCCAAAGAAAAAAGUGUUCCAGUCAGGACAACAAAAAUAGCUUACAUCGAUCCUCCCAUGGCUGGGGCUCGUAGACAGGUGAAGAAUUCCGCUGCACCAAUGGCAAAGGCGAAGGUAGAAGCUUUAGUGAGGGAAAGCAAAGCUUCUUCUGAUGUCGUAGUAACUCAUCAACGCAAAGCAAGUCGUACGUCUUCUGCUCCAGCUCCAAGUACUUCUUCUAGUCAGGCCAAAGUGAAAAAAAUGGCUCCUCUGAUGGCAAAAUCGCUUUCUGCAUUCAAGAAUAGAAGAUACAAGAACUGAUGACUUUUCAAUGUAUAUAGGCAAAUUAUAGAAUUACUGUACAUAUUAUUAUUUUUAAUAUAAAUUUGUAAAUAGUU
Coccinella septempunctata (seven-spotted ladybird) is the source of this 2860-nucleotide messenger RNA. RefSeq names its product transcription elongation factor B polypeptide 3-like. Gene Ontology annotation, biological process: transcription elongation by RNA polymerase II. The transcript is spliced from 8 exons. The record is from RefSeq and is a predicted model, not a curated record. Gene Ontology annotation, cellular component: elongin complex; nucleus. NCBI's taxonomy places the organism in Eukaryota, Metazoa, Arthropoda, Insecta, Coleoptera, Coccinellidae. The coding region runs from base 213 to 2783 and encodes 856 amino acids.